Messenger RNA from Suncus etruscus (white-toothed pygmy shrew), 2279 nucleotides. RefSeq names its product ring finger protein 157 (gene RNF157). The coding region runs from base 93 to 2132 and encodes 679 amino acids. Gene Ontology annotation, molecular function: ubiquitin protein ligase activity. The record is from RefSeq and is a predicted model, not a curated record. Gene Ontology annotation, cellular component: cytoplasm. Gene Ontology annotation, biological process: protein ubiquitination. NCBI's taxonomy places the organism in Eukaryota, Metazoa, Chordata, Mammalia, Eulipotyphla, Soricidae. The transcript is spliced from 19 exons.
GCGUGCCGGGGGCCUCCCGCCGCCACAGCCGCCGCGCCGCGCCGGGCAUCCGAGCGCCUCUCGGGUCGCGCUGAGGCUCCGCGGCGGCGGCCAUGGGGGCCCUGACGAGCCGGCAGCACGCGGGCGUGGAGGAGGUGGACAUCCCGGCCAACUCCGUCUACCGCUACCCGCCCAAGUCCGGAAGCUACUUCGCCAGCCACUUCAUAAUGGGCGGAGAGAAGUUCGACUCCACACAUCCUGAGGGCUACCUGUUUGGCGAGAACAGUGACCUGAACUUCCUGGGGAACCGACCCGUGGCGUUCCCUUACGCUGCACCGCCCCCCCAGGAGCCCGUGAAGACCCUGCGGAGCCUCAUCAACAUCCGGAAGGACACGCUAAGGCUCGUCAGAUGUGCCGAGGAGGUGAAGGCGCCCGGUGAGGAUGCAGGCAAGACCCGGGCCCACUACAGCGUGGAGUUCACCUUCGACACGGACGCACGCGUGGCCAUCACACUGUACUAUCAGGCCACAGAGGAGUUUCAGAAUGGCAUUGCCAGUUACAUCCCCAAAGACGGCAGCCUGCAGUCGGAGACCGUGUACUACAAGCGCGGUGCCUGCCAGCACUUCUGUCUGCCUUCGCACAGCGUGGACCCCUCCCAGUGGGCCGAAGAUGAGCUCGGCUUCGACCUGGACCGGGAGGUGUACCCGUUGGUGGUGCACGCUGUGGUGGACGAGGGCGACGAGUACUUUGGCCACUGCCACGUGCUGCUGGGCACCUUUGAAAAGCACACAGAUGGCACCUUCUGCGUGAAGCCGCUGAAACAGAAGCAAGUGGUAGAUGGGGUCAGCUACCUGCUUCAGGAGAUCUACGGCAUCGAGAACAAAUCCAACACUCUGGACUCCAAGGUGGCUGAGGAUGAGGUGAGCGACAACAGCGCCGAGUGUGUGGUGUGUCUGUCGGACGUGCGUGACACCCUCAUCCUGCCCUGCCGCCACCUGUGUCUGUGCAGCGCCUGUGCUGAUACCCUGCGCUACCAGGCCAACAACUGCCCCAUCUGCCGCCUGCCCUUCCGAGCACUGCUGCAGAUCCGCGCCAUGAGGAAGAAGCUUGGCCCCAUGUCCCCCACCAGCUUCAACCCCAUCAUCUCAUCUCAGACCUCUGACUCGGAGGAACACUCGUCCUCAGAGAACAUUCCUGCGGGCUAUGAAGUGGUGUCUCUCCUGGAAGCCCUUAAUGGGCCCCUCACCCCAUCCCCUGCUGUGCCCCCACUCCACGUGCUCGGAGACGGCCCCCUCUCAGGACCGCUGCCCUCCUACGGCAGUGACAGCCACCUGCCCCCCGGCCGGGCGCUGUCCCCACUUGACCGCCCCGGACUCCACAUCCAGCGCAGCCUGUCCAAGUCCAUGUCCCAGAACUCAGCAGUGCUCCCUGAGGAGGAGGAUGGUGAGGAUGAGCCAUCCUGCAGCGAGUCGGAGACGCACUUGUCCCCUCGGCCAGCAGCCCCACACAUGGAGGAGGACUGUGGUGCGACCCCAGAAAGUGAGAACCUCACCUUGUCCUCGUCGGGGGCCAUCGACCAGUCUUCCUGCAGUGGCACUCCACUUUCCUCCACCAUCUCUUCCCCAGAGGAGCCCGCGAGCAGUAGCCUGGCGCCUUCGGUCAUGUCCAUGGUGUCCUCACACAGCUGCCACUCUCAGCUCAGCACCAACACCGUCUCCUCCAUGUCUGGCUCCUACGUGGCUCCUGGCACUGAGGAUGAGGGGGAGGCGCUUCCUUCACCCAGGGCUGCCAGCAGGGCCCCCUCAGAAGAAGAAGGAGAGGAACUGCCCCGGGCAUCUCCAGACAGAAAUUUGGGGGGCCUGGAGGAGCAGGAUGCAGAGGGGAACGAGGUGCUGGAGGAAGAGGCCGGAUCGCUCACCCCGGAGGACGGCCAGACGACAUGCGCUUUUCUAGGCCUGGAGUGUGACAAUAACAAUGACUUUGACAGCGCCGGCGUGAAAGCACUGGACAAUGAGCUGUGCGCUGAGGUCUGCUUGCCUGGAGCCUGGCAGGCUGAUGACAACGCCCUCGGCCACCGGGGCCACCCACGGUCCUCAGGCAGCAGAGAGGACCCCGAGAACAGGCCAUGUGUGUGGGGCCCCUUGGCGGUGUGAGCCCUGCCCAGCACCCGUCCCCUCCCCCCUCCUGCUCCGGACACUGGCCUGGUCCCCACCUUGUCCCCCUGGUCCCCCUGACCCCCUCUGCAGAGACUGGAAGGUGUGCCAAGAUGUCGUCGCAUGGUGGGACUGAAUUUCCAGCAC